AUGGGGGCGGAGAGCAGAAAGCUCUCCAGUUGUAGGAGUAGUGUGGAAAGUAGGACUGGGAGUUUGACUCUGUGAGCACAUGACAACAAAGGAGGCCGAAAGAGAGGAAGAAUGAAGGAGACGGCUGGAUCAAAAAGACAGAAGAUGGAGUGAAACAAGAUGUGGCGAAACAAAACCCACCUUCCCACUUCCACCUCAGCGGAGCCUCUGUAGCGCAGACGUGGAGGAAUACAGCAGAGGAGCAGAAGACUUGCCUGGACAAGAAGACAAACUGUGACUGAGGAGGCUUGAACUCGCUUCCAUAGAGGAGAAGAAACUUGAGUCAAAGCAGACGGGCAACAGGCAGAGGAGGAAGAGGAGGGGGAGGAGGAGGAGGAGGAGGAGGAGGAGGAGGACUAGAGGGCUUCCAGGAAACUGAAGAAAAGCAAGAGGCGAACACUGACACUCUUGAAUGAGUGCGAGGUACUGCCAGGGAAAGGCGUUCAAGGAGGAGGUGGUGGAGUGUCUGAGAAAGCAGAUACCAGAUAAUGAAUCAGUUUUAACAAGAGGAGACAGAAAGACAUGAGACUACAGAUCCUAAAGCUGCUCUUCUCUCUGCUCACCAUCUUCUUCUUGGGGGGUCUGCUCUCCACCCUCAUCUGGUACAUGUUGAACAGCAAUGUGGAAUCUCACCGACAACCUCCUCACAAGAAAAGUGUCCCAGUGUCUUCAGAGCAGUGUAAAAAUUGCAGGGAAAUCAUUGCUAACAUAGCAAAACGUUAUGCUGAACCCUGGAAGAGGCAGGAUGGAAAUUACCAGAAGUUCAGCUCUCUGCUGAGCAGCAAGUGCCACGGGGCUGAGUAUGCCAUUGUUACCCAGAACAACACUCCACUGGGAUCGCAGAUUGUUUACAGCGGAGAAGCAAAACGGAAGGCCAUUGAAGUGACAACAAAUUUGUUCAGUACUUUUCCGAAGGACCAUCCUCUUCCCAAUAAGAAAUGGGACUCCUGCUCUGUGGUGGGUAACGGCGGGAUCCUGGUCAACAGCAAAUGUGGAAAACAAAUCGAUUCGGCUGACUUUGUGAUCAGGUGCAACCUCCCACCUUUGGACAGUGAAUUGCAGAAAGACGUUGGUAAGAAGACUAACCUUGUGACAGCAAACCCGAGCAUCUUCAUGGAGAAGUUUCAUGCUCUGAACAAUCACCGCCGUCCAUUUGUGGAGAGUCUGCGCCGCUUCGGAGACGCCACGCUGCUCAUGCCAACUUUCUCCUUUGGCUACAACACUCAGAUGUGUCUCCGAGCUGUCUAUGCCAUCGAAGACUUUGAAAGUCCCAUCAGACCUGUCUCUUUUAACCCUGAAUACAUGAGGAAUCUGUCCAUCUACUGGCGCUCCCAGGGCCUGAAGGAAGCUCGGCUCAGCACUGGCUUUAUAAUGGUUAGUCUGGCACUAGAACUGUGCAACAGCGUGGAUCUGUACGGAUUCUGGCCUUUCAGUGUCCACCCUCAAGACUUCCAUCCCCUGACGAACCACUACUACGAUAACAGACCGCCUCGAAAGAGAUUUCACUCCAUGCCAGCCGAGUUCGACCACCUGCUGAAGUUGCACAGUCAGGGCAUCCUCAGGCUUCACCUGGGAGAAUGUGAGCAGUGAAGGAUGGGUCUGCAAAAAAAAAAAGAAAAAAACCCCAAGAGUGCCUUACUGACUUCACCUUCCAGCAGUCAAGGUGUUUUACUGUAGUUUUGCGAGCACUUUCACAUCAGUUUCUUUUUUACUUGGAAUAGAGAAAAAAGAUUACUUGGUGCUUUCUGGAGGAUUUGUCUUUUUCAGUGGUUGCUGUUUGAUUAUUGCUAGAUAUGCCAGAGGGGCACCAAAAGUGAGCACUGUUGUCCCUCUAGAGGAAGGUCUCUGGUUUGUGUGAAGUUUGCAUGUUUUCCCUGUUUCUGUGUGAGUUUUCUCAGGUUCUCUGUCUACCUCCCAUGAUCCAAAGACGUGUAACUCUGAAGUGACUCUUGAAUGUGUAGCUGGUUAUUUCUAUGUUAAUUCCAAUAUGGACAAUUUGUUGAAGGGGUUUUCUAAUUUUUACAUUUUUUCCCAUGAACCAACUCUGAGUAAAGGCAGUUAAUGAAAUGAAAUGUAUAGCGUCAUGAAAUACCUGCUGUAUUUCAGUAGCAUUUAUAUAUCAGUAUUUCUGUGAGGGUUGUACCAAGGUUGUGCCUUUUAAAACUGACUAUCUUUUUCAUCCAAAAGUUUUUUUCUUGAAUCACUCUAUGACACAAAACGUUUUUGAUGCAAGGAGGUCGCCCUCUGGUGGCCACAGAUUUAACUGCAGAA
This is a messenger RNA of Salarias fasciatus (jewelled blenny), 2310 nucleotides long. Its product is annotated as alpha-2,8-sialyltransferase 8F-like. NCBI's taxonomy places the organism in Eukaryota, Metazoa, Chordata, Actinopteri, Blenniiformes, Blenniidae. Bases 562 to 1629 code for a protein of 355 amino acids. Gene Ontology annotation, molecular function: alpha-N-acetylneuraminate alpha-2,8-sialyltransferase activity. The transcript has 7 exons. Gene Ontology annotation, biological process: oligosaccharide metabolic process; N-glycan processing. The record is from RefSeq and is a predicted model, not a curated record.